Molecule: messenger RNA, 6156 nt
Organism: Octopus sinensis (East Asian common octopus)
Lineage: Eukaryota; Metazoa; Mollusca; Cephalopoda; Octopoda; Octopodidae
Product: cell surface glycoprotein 1
Exons: 12
Coding region: 333-3251 (972 amino acids)
Biological process (GO): actin filament bundle assembly
Cellular component (GO): plasma membrane; actin cytoskeleton
Molecular function (GO): actin filament binding
Source: RefSeq, a predicted model, not a curated record
GUACAGUCAGUGCUUUUUCAUUCACUACCAGUUCUGUUGUCUCUUUACCCGGUGCUUGUUGUGGACGGCGUGGUUCUCAACAGAGGACGGGGCCCCUCGCUAUAUUGCUAACGGCGUUACUAUAUAUCUCUGACAAACAACCAAAUCUGUUAAUUAAUUAAAAGGAGGUGAUACCCAGAGUAAUUACAAGGCGAAUUAAAUUUUCUAUCCCUGAUUACUGCUGCAAUUUUGUCAGUCUUUGCAAGCUGCUGAAGCAAGGAAAAUACUUGUAAAAAUUCGUUAAAAUAUAAUACAAGGACUAUCUACUAAUGCAUUCAUAAGAAAGAACCAAAAUGUCACAACUAGAUUCACUCGUAGACCUUUCAGAAUCCCAACCAAUGACAGAAUCAACCGGCAAUAUGGACGAGUUUGACCCUUUGUGUCCAACGUCAAAUACGGAAGCUAAAGAUGUUGACGGAGGACUGUUAGUCGAUCUGAGUGUGGAAACCCAGGAAAAGCCAAAAGAAAACGGUAUUUCAAAUAAUUUUGAUACAGAUUAUGAGGUAAAAGACGACGAAGACAUGUCUGAAUUAAACGAAGGACACAUCUAUGCUAACAGUGAGCCCCUUGCUCAUCCCGUGUAUGAGAAUGUCAGUGUGAAUGGUAAAGCGGACAAUGACGAUACAUACGAAAAUGUUAUGAAAGAAUCGGGUGAUGGUCAGGAGAUAAGUGUUACACUCAAGACUGAAGAAUCCAGUCCUUUGUAUGACACUUUACCUUCCUUGAAGAAAGAAAUCGAUAACAAUAAUGACGAAGAUGAUAUCGUCGUUGUUUCUGAUACAAUGGAUGAGAUGGUGGUUCAUGAUAUUGAAAAAGAAAGCAAACCAGCAGAGGAGGCUGCUUCUGAAGUGACAGAAGAGGAUAAUGCCAUCGAAGCUGAAGUCGAAAUAGAAAUUCCACAAACGCAGGAGGAAGAACAGCGCAAGUCUCCAUCUCACAGCCGCAGCGAUAGUGCUAGUCCUACGGAGCGGCCUGCAAGCCCGACUCCAGCUAGCGAUGAAGAACCACAUGAACGAAAUGUCUGUCAUAGCCCCAGCCCAAGUAUGUCCGAUGAGGAAACUGCUAACAUAGCUGCUACUUCGGAAGAGAAUGAUAGCGAAACACGCCGUGACUCGAUGCACAGCCCAGUCCCGACGCCAACUCCUAGAAAAAGGACGAGUUUGUGUCAUGGUAAAAGCCCAGAAUUCGACAUUAAUAAAGAAGCGUGUCGAAGUCCUAGUCCUAAGGAACCUAGUAUCAGCUCUGAAGGGAGAAAUACACGUAGCCCAAGUCCCGAUGACAUGAUUAUACACCAGGAAGAGGAAAUCAUCAAAAACGGAGAAUCUCAGUCAAUGUCUAAUACAAAUGCCACCUUCACUGAAACCAGAUGUGACCCUAACUUCAACGCUGUUGAAGCCGAUUCUAUGGAACCGAUUUCUCCAGAAAACCAACAAAGGAGAGACAGCGAUGAAAGCUAUAGAGUUAUGGUGGGCAGGACUGAAGCUGGCAUUUUUGAGAGUCAACCAGUUGUUCUAGAUGGAGUUGUCCGUUACCAUGAUUCUGUUGGUGAGGUUAAGCUUCCAGAAGAAGGUACUGCUAGAAAUUUGGCUCAGAAGUUCAAGGAAUACGAAAGUGAAAGUCUGAAACCAGUUAUUUCCAGUACUACACCAGUUUCAAUUAGGUGUGAACAAGAUAAGACUGAAUUUAUCUCAGAACCGAAAACCCAUAUUGAAACUUACGAAGGCAAACCUGAUUUAGGAAUCUUUGAAAGUCAACCUUCAGCUCUCCCUGAAGACAUUACACCUGGGUUUGUGAAACCUGAUGAGAAGUUGCCAGAAAGGGGCACAGCACAAAAUCUGUUGGACAAAUUUAAAGAUAUUCAAAAAUCUUCAAGCGAAGUAGUGGUCAGUGGUCAACCAGAUUUAACUCCUGAUCUGUCUUCCAAAACUGAAUUUGUCUCAGAACCACGCAGUACGUUUCAACCAUAUUGUGGUACAACUGAAAGUGGUAUCUUCGAAAGCAAACCCGUCUAUGAUCCAAAUGUUAUCCGUCCUGAAGAAGUGGACACCGAAGACAUCUUGCCAGACGAAGGUACAACUAAGAAUCUGCUUGCUAAGUUUUCAAAAUUACGAGAAGACAAACCUUUUGUUUCGAAACCACCCAUCGACGUUAUUACUGCAAAAGAAGCUGGUCCAACCAUUGCUGAAAGUCAGCCAGUUGUCCUCAGUGAUGUUUUCAAAGAAACCGAUGUUGCAGAGGAGAAACUGCCUGAAAGUGGCCAAACAAGAAGUCUUUUAGCAAAGUUUCGAGAAAUUGAAAGUGGAGCUGGAUCCCAGUCCCCCUCUCCUCGAAGUCGCAAGGAGUUUACUCCGCCACGUGAGGAUCCUCGUGGGUUUAACACAGAAGCUGCUGUGAGUGGUGUCUAUGAAAACACUCCGAAAAAGGGUUUAGAAUAUGAACCCACAAAAAUAGAAGGAGGAAUCUUUGAGAAUCAACCUGUCAACCGGCAAGAUGUGAUAAAGGAAGCUGACACAGGUGGGGAAGCUCUUCCGGAAAAGGGAACAGCACGCAGUCUUCUGUCGAAAUUUAGCAAAAUCGAAAACAAUGCGCCCAACGCAACUUCACCAAGAUCUUUAAAAGAAUUUACUCCUCCCAGAGAUGACCUUCCAGUUAAAUCUACAGCUGUAACUAGCAAAGCAACUUCAGAGAACGAACCUCAAUAUCGGUCUGAUAUCUCCAGGGAAGCUGAUACUGAUUGGAGUGAGGGUUUACCAUCGAAGGGGACAGCAAAGAGCGUUGUUGAUAAAUUCCGUAACAUCCAAGAAGAAGCCAAAAAAGAUUUGGCCAAAGGAAUGCCCAAAAAGGGCAUAAAUUUUCGACUAUCAUUUGCCAAAAGACGAAAGGACAAAGGGAACAAAUUUGCACCUGUCCACGUCGAGAAGUGUGCUGCAUGUGAAAAAACAGUUUACGCAAUGGAACGCGUUGAAGCCAACAAAAACAUCUACCACAGAAGCUGCUUAAAGUGUUCACACUGCAAUACCAAGUUGACCCCAGCAAAGUUCGCCGUUAAUCAGGGUAUCAUGUACUGCACACCUCACUUCAAGCAGCUUUUUGCACAGAAGGGCAACUAUGAUGAGGGAUUUGGAAGACAGCAGCACAAGAAACGUUGGCUUAGUGAACCAAACCUAGCUGGUCGGAACCAAGGGCCAGAAGAGACAUCCUGUCAGAGUUAGCUACAGCUGUAAAUUCUAUCCUGUUUCUUUCACUUCUUGCAGUGACAUUAAACAGUUUUUCAACCAAAACAGAGCAUCAAAAUAGUAUUUUAUCCCACAAUUACUAGGACUGUGCUCAAUUUUUCUUUUUAUUCCUUCCCCCACCCCUAUCCCCACUUUUUUUUUUUUUUUUUAACAACUUUUUGUUUUCAAACUUAUUGUUUGAAAAUUUAGUCAGACUGAGAAUUUCAUGUGAUUUUACUACCUUCUAAAUAGAACAAAUUUUAAACAAGAUUUCUUCCAAUGUUGCCUCCAUGACAGAUACAAACAAAAAAAAAAUACCUUGCCCAUUCUUCUUCACGAACAAACUAUUUUUAAAUUCUUUAUUUAUUUUGCUCAAUAUUUAUCCUAAUUGCAAGGUGCUACAGUCUUCUUUUUUUUUUUCUCUUUUUCUUUUUUUUUUUUCAAUAUUACAACUAUUAUUUUCUCUCGUCAAAAACCCUUGCUUUUUGCAGACAGUUUCUCUCUAUAAUAGUCUACACUAAACCUACAGUCUUUCCUUCUUUCCUUUAAUAUUACAAGCAGUAAAAAUUAGAGAUAUUUCCUUGUCUCCUUUUUAUAAACUUCAUAUUAUCGACCUAGGUUGCACAUUUUUAAUGAUUAACACCAGUUAUCUAAUUUAAAUGUUUUAUUAUAGAUAUUUUUCAGAAAUAUUUGAGUAGAUAACUUCUUCCUGUUAUUCAUUAGAUGCCGAAUCUAAUUGUUAUAUAAAUUACCUGUAAAAAUAAUAAACAACAUCCAUAAAAGAAAUACGUAAACCUUUGAAACUUAUCCUUUUUUUAAUGAAGUAAUAAUAAUAAUAAUAAUAAUCCGUAUGUUAUUUUUAACACAGUUCUUCUCCCUUGGCUAUGUCAACGACUAUACUUGAGUAGUAUUUCCUAUGUCACUCCUUUUGGUUCUCAUAAAAAUGUUUGCCCUGCCAAUGCGCACAGCUGAUAAAAUAUUACCAUCUUGGCUUUUUUUAAAAUAAAAAAAACAAAAAAACAAAACAAUCACAUUAACGAAAAAAAAUACUUUAGAGUUACCAUUCUCACUGAACAUACAUAACACUAGCUUUUUGAGUCUUUGCCCUUUUUUUUAUGUUAAUUAAUAUUUUACAUUCAUUAUUUUGAAGACAAAAAAAUAACAGAAAAAAAAUUGUAUCAUUUUUUGCUGCUCUGCUUCUCUGAAGCAAACACACAUUCGUAUCAAUUGACUUUUGAAAUUUUAACCUUGACAAGUAUUAAUAAAGCUAAACUGCUACAAAAUGUUGGCAGCCUGAUCUAGAUAUGUCAUGUGACUGCUCUGCUUUCUCUCUCAGCAUUUCAGUUUCUGUUUUUUUGUUUGUUGUUUGGGGGCUUUUUGCGUUUUUUUUUUUUUGUUUUUUUUCCCCCUCCAAAUUGUUGUCUAUUUUACUUGUUUCUCUCUCUCUCUCUCUCUUUCUCUAUCUGCAGCUGCAAUAUCAAUGCUAAGUGUUUGUCGUCUUCAUGCCAAUAGCAUCUAUGUUUCUUGUACUCAAAACAUUUUCCUAGUUUGCAUAUUUAAGACAUGAAAAAAGGAAAAAAAAAAAAAACUUAAAUCUCCAAAAAUAUUUUUUUUAAAUGCAAAAAAAAACCAAAAAAACACACAUAUAUAUAUAUAUAUAUAUACACAUACAUAUAUAUACCUUUCUAUCAUGAUGUACUCACAAUCCGAUUACUGAAGCAGAUAAUAAUGACUGCUGUACUUCGAAUUCUUCACAGAGGCCUGAGUCCCUGAUGGUUCUCAACAGAUAAAAUUUCUUUUAUUCUACUUAACAAAAAAAUGUCACUGAUUAAUGCUUGAGCUGCUAUGUACUUUGUUAUUUAGGUCACUGGCACUCUGUAGAUGUUCCCUGGCUGCUGGAAUCACCAUAAUCACAGUAUUUUAUUACGUGUUUAAUAAAGAAACAAAUCUUUGAAACAUAAAUCUUGUAUUAUCUAUUAUUAUUAAGUUUGCAUGUAAAAUACAAAAGAUAUGGAUAUGCGUCUUUUUUCUUCUUCUUUUUUUCCUUUUCCUUUUAAUUUGUGCCAAAAUUUACUCCAUAGACUUCUCUGUCGCCUAUUGAAAUCAUAGUCUUUUUACUGAUGUAUGUUAUGUAUGUCUUGUCUUUGGCUAGAAAAUUGACAUAGAUACUAUAAAUGUCCAAGGAAGAGGAACAGCGCUUGCCAGUUCCAUUUUCCAUGUCUUCCAUCUCUAGUGGUGUUGACGCCACUUUGAAAUUAUAAUAAUGGCGAUGGCUUUUAGCACGUCUGGACGUUGCAAGAAUUAUUCAACCAUUUUGAAAUUCACUGCUGCCAACUAUAUCAUAUAAUUUUAUUGGACUGUUUCUUUCACACUAUAUACAUAUAUAUAUAUAUAUAUGCAUAUAUAUAUAUAUGUAUAUAUAUGUGUAUUCUUUCCUUUUCUUACACCAAAUUAUCUAGCUAAACACAUUUUUCUUUUCUUUUUUUUAUGUAUUUGAAAUAAAGAAAUUUAUUAGACUAUUCCUAUUCCUAUCAUUAUAUUAUUAUUAUUAUUAUUAUUAUUAUUAUUAUUAUUCAAAACAACACACGGACUAAGACUUCUCAAUUGCCAAUGCAACUGGUCAAUUCAAAAGUGAUGGUGCUACAAAAAGAUUUCGGUUGACAAAUAAUACUCAAUAAGUCUUUUGAAAUUGUCUUUUUUUCCUUUUAUAGUUGGCAGCAAACUAACACACUAAUAAUAUCCAAAGAAGACUGAAUUCUUUUACAAUUCUUACUGGCACCAAAGUUAUCUUAUGCUUUAUCUAGCUGCCUCGUUUUUUGUUUUUUUUUCCAAUUUUUUUUUUCUUUGCCUGUAUUUUCUCAUAUUUUGUACUUGUCACAGCUAAUAAAUUAUUGCCUUUUUA